Messenger RNA from Moesziomyces antarcticus, 3342 nucleotides. Its product is annotated as response regulator receiver SKN7p. NCBI's taxonomy places the organism in Eukaryota, Fungi, Basidiomycota, Ustilaginomycetes, Ustilaginales, Ustilaginaceae. The transcript has a single exon. Gene Ontology annotation, molecular function: DNA-binding transcription factor activity; sequence-specific DNA binding. Gene Ontology annotation, biological process: regulation of DNA-templated transcription; phosphorelay signal transduction system. Bases 1 to 3342 code for a protein of 1113 amino acids. The record is from RefSeq and is a predicted model, not a curated record.
AUGAAUCAUGACAGCGCGCGUGUUGAGGCGCGGAGAGGGGCGUGCCUGAGCGCUGACCCACCGAGCCCUGAGCGAAGCCGCCCUGAGCUAAAGUUCGGAACCCGGGCGAGCGGCGCCCAAAUCGAAAAAAAAACAAGCUUCGUUCGCGCGCGCGCGCUCGAUUUGGCGAUUUGGCGAUUUGGCGAUUUCCUCUGCCUAUCGCCGGGUGCGGUUGUGGCCAACUUUGGGCCAAUUUGGGCAGGCGCUGACACUGGCGUUUGGACCAACUCGCUGCAAAUUCCGCUCCGAAGCUCCGACCGCUCUCCGCCGCGAUUUGCCGCGCGUUUGGGUGCGAAUCCCUCUGCCAAACGGCUGCAGCGGCGCCGCUCAGAACUCGCUCGGUCGUCUGCUCGUCUGCCCGUCUGCCCGUCUGCCCGCUUGGGUUCGGCUCGGCUUGGCCUCCGUUCCGCACUGCCGCUCGUGUUGGCGUCGUCGUCGACAGCUUUCUUUUUCGCCAAGACCAACCAUCCAUCCGCACUCCCACCAUCGCAUCUUCGCUUCGCAACGCAUCGCUCACAUGCGCUGCCCUCGUCACGCUCCUUAGCAAUCUCGCCCGCCAUCAUGUCCAAUCAUCCCGCUUGGCACGACCAGCAGCCACAGUACCCACCCCCUCCACCGCAACCAACGCGACAUCACUCGGGCAUGGAUGCCUACCAAGGACCAUCGCCCUCGGCCUCUACACAGCAGCCAUCACCGUACAACAGCGCGCCCCAACACACUGCAUCCUAUCCGCACGCGCAUCUUCCACCCCCAGCAGCCAGACAUACCCCGCAGCAGCAGCAGCAGCAGCAGCAGCAUCCACAACAACCGCAAUGGGCGUCCGGCACGAGUCAAGACUUUGGCGGUCCUAGCCCCGCCAACUCGGCGCCGCGUUCCAACAGCGGAUACACAGGCUUCGACCCUCCGUCCGCGUCCAACAACAGCCCGAUGCGCCAACAUGGAGGCUCGCACAGCUCCGCUUAUACCUCACACUCGCCCUACGCACCCUCACAGUCGCACGCUCCCGACGCCGCCAUGCAUCCCCAGCGCUCCUCCAUGCCCUCGCACUACGACUACCAAAACAAUUAUCCGCAUCCGCACCAUCCGCAAAACCCACAGAUGCCACCACAACACCAUCCGCAUCCGCAUCCGCAUCCGUCUCAACAACAACACCACCAACAGGCGCACUGGAACACUGGCCCGCUCCCUUCGGUGCUUCAGCCCCAGUCCGCACCGCUCUCUUCAACGCCCAGCAGCAAUCGUGGGCCCAGCGCUCCGCCGCCUCCGCAGCACCACACCAUGGACCGUGCCUACCCCAACAUCAAGCACGACGACGACAUGGACGACGACGACACUGGCAACUACGACGACUUUGACCCCAAGGGCAAGGCGCGCGCCGCUGCCGAUGCCACGCAGGCCGCCAACAAGGGCACCAGCGAUUUCGUCAAGAAGCUCUUCAGCAUGCUCGACGACAAGGCGUACGACAGUGUCGUCGCCUGGUCGCCAUCCGGCGAGAGCUUCAUCGUCAAGGACAUGAACGACUUUACAAAACACGUCCUCCCGCGCAACUUUCGCCACUCCAACUUUGCCAGCUUCGUGCGCCAGCUCAACAAGUACGACUUCCACAAGGUCAAGAAUCCCGAGGACGGCGCCGCCACCGUCGGCGAGCACGUGUGGGAGUUUCAGCAUCCGGACUUUGUGCGUGGCCGCGACGACCUGCUCGAAAACGUCAAACGCAAGAUCCCCGCAAAGAAGAAGCCCGCCAAGCCCGGCCUGGUCGAUGCCGACCGCGACGACAGCCCCGCCAUGCCCGCGCACGUGCAGAUGGAAGCACCGGAACGGGCAGAGUCGAAUGCAGAACUCAGGGCGCAGGUGGCCCAUCUCACCGCCGCGCAGGACCAGAUGCAGAACCACAUCCUCGCACUCACAAAACAGUACCAGGGCGUCAUCGGCGAAAUGCUCACCUUCCAGCGCAACAUGAUCCAGCAGGACCAGCUCAUGCAGAACCUCAUCCAGUACCUCAUCAACCUCGACCAGGACCGCCGCGUGGAUGGCGCACCCGCCCCACCCUCCGCAUCCAGCUUCCUCGCCCACAUGGGCGCCAAUCAGGGCUUCCUCGCCACACCCGCUCCCGCCAGUGCGGGCCCGCAUACGGUGGGGGUGCCCGCGCCCGUGAGCGGUGCCGACGCUGGGCCAUCCAGCCAUGCUGGGGCGGCGCCGCCGCUGUCGCCCAAGAGCGUCGCGUCUCCGCUCGACGCCACAGGCAGCACGCCCGAGAUCUCGGCGCAGCUGGCGUCGCUGCGAGAGAGCAAUCCGCUGGCGCCCAUGAUGCUGCAUCCGCCCCACCUCGAUGCGGACCCGGCCGAUAGCUCGUUGGUGAAUGCAGCGGCGAGCGCGGCGCGCAACCCGAGUCUGUCGUCGUUCGAAAAGGCGGGUCUGCGCGUGUUUACCGUGGGAACGCUGCAGCCGCGCGACUCGCCUGGCGAUCCCACACCCGCCCCGCCACAGGAGCUUGCGCCGGCCGGGCUGCGCAACGGGUCGGCGGGGUCGUCGUUCGACGUGCAUGCCAAUGGCAAAGGCAAGGAGGCUGCUGACGACAAGAAGCGCACGCCUACGCCCGGCGAGGGUCACCCGAGCAAGCAUCUGCGCGUGCGCCGAUCCACACUGGUUCCCGGCUGGGCGGUGCCCCCGCGUGUCCUGCUGGUGGAUGAUGACGAGGUGUGUCGGCGUCUCUCGAGCAAGUUCCUGCAGGUGUUCGGGUGCAGUAUCGACUAUGCGGUGGAUGGCAUGUCGGCGGUGAACAAGAUGAAUCUCGAAAAGUACGAUCUGGUGCUUAUGGACAUUGUCAUGCCCAACCUCGACGGCAUGUCGGCGACGUCGUUGAUCCGACAGUUUGAUCCGCGCACGCCCAUCAUCAGCAUGACGAGCAACAGUGGGCCUUCGGAGCUGGUCAACUACAUGUCGAGCGGUAUGACGGAUAUCCUGCCCAAGCCGUUUACCAAGGAGGGGCUGUUGAAUAUGCUCGAGAAGCAUCUGUUGCAUCUCAAGGCGGCGAGGGGUACGGGGCAGGAAGGGCCCAAGGGUGUUUCACCUGCGCCGGCGGCGACGCCCAGUGGGACAGCGCAGACGGGUGCGGAUGAUGGGACGCUUAACCCGUUGGCGGGGAUGGGCUUUACGGAUGAAGAGUACGUCGCCAUGCUGCAGAACUUGAUCGCUGCGGGUACUCAGGAUGACGAGGCGUUUGGCAUCGACCUCAAGGACGGCAAGAGGAUGGCAGACGAGAGUGGCGGCGAGAACAAGAGACAGCGCUUUGUCGAUUCGUAG